This is a messenger RNA of Durusdinium trenchii, 7380 nucleotides long. Lineage: Eukaryota; Dinophyceae; Suessiales; Symbiodiniaceae. The record is from the annotation of a GenBank genome assembly.
AUGGCGAAGCGCAGCAUGGAAUUGGUACUCUUCACGUCAGCGGCACAGCACAUUUGCCGGAUUGUGCGGGUGCUCAAGACACCCUUGGGGAACGCGCUCCUGGUGGGCGUCGGUGGCAGUGGCCGCAAGAGUUUAGCCACCUUGGGAACCUUCGUGGCCGAGUACGACCACUUCUCCAUCGAGAUCACCAAGAAGUACAGCGUGGAUGAUUGGCAUGAAGAUAUCAAGCGGCUCUUGAUGUCCGUGGGAGGCGGCACGCAAGAGGCACCUGUGCAGGAUCCCAACUGCAAGGAUCCAGAGGUGGAGGUGGAACAUGAUCCAUUGACUGGAGGCCACUACCGAGUGUCCUGUCCAAGCACCGAGCGAGCUUGGAUUGGACUUCGUGGGCGACCUGGAGUUGUGUCAGGCCAGUACUGCUUCGAGGUGAAGGUCACCGAGGGUCUCUUGCGCGUGGGCUGGGCCACCGGAAGCAGCGCGACCAAGGCGCUCGGCACCGACGCCGAGUCCUUCGGCUUCGGAGGAACCGGCAAGAAGAGUCAUCGCAACAAGUUUGCGGAUUAUGGCGCCAGCUUUGAGGCCGGCGACGUCGUCACCUGCUGCGUGGACCGCCAGCGCCGGGAGAUCAGCUUCGGAAUCAAUGGCAUGUGGCAUGGAAAGGCCUUUGACAUUCCGAAGGCUUGGGAUGGCUUUGCACUUUUCCCAGCUCUUUGUGCUCGAGAAGCUUUCAAGGCCACAGGUUAUUUUGGAUGCCCAGAACAUCCAAAGGUGCCGCACGGCUGUGACUUCUGGCCGCUAGGUGCAGCCUUCCCAGAGGAUGUGGAGGAAUCACUUGCCGGACCACCCCAGCCGGAGCUGAACACACUUGAGGAGGCUCCCGAACGCCGUGGAGCACGAGCUGGACGAUUUGCCAAAAUGGCACGUGUUGAUCAGGACUUAAAGGUGCUGAGUCGUCACGAGCCCAUCGACCUGCGCAGCGACGGGCCUUUGAAAGGACGAUGCCGCGCCCUGGAGAGAGGAUACCUGCGAGAUGCGGCGAAGCUGCAAGAUCCGGAGCAAAUCCGACCGCUGCCAGUGCUGCGAGAGGCUUUGCAACAUGCCUUGUCAGCCAAGCGUGCUUGGUCGUGGGAGGCUGAAAUGCUAAGAGCAAUCCGACAAGAUAUCACAGUUCAGCAUCUGGAUGCAGACUUUAUGGAAGAGGUCUGUGAGAUCUCGUGUCUUCGAGCUUUGGCCAAUGGAGACUGGCCGGUCUUUGCCUCUUGUGCGACCACUUUGAAGAACCGCCCCUGCGCAGAGGAGCUGUCGUGGCUGCUGCUCUUGGGUAGCUCGCCACUGACUCGCUCCUUAGCCCUGAAGCAGCGCGGAGCCUUCCCGGAGAGCGCUGUCGCGUCGGCGAAGGGGCGGUUGGCGACGCCCGUGGCUCGCUUUGUGAAGUCGGUUCUCUCUGACAUCAACGCUGGGAUGUGGUGGAGAGUGCUCCAGCGGAAACCACCAACUGUGACCUCUGAACAAGCCUUCGAGCUGGUGAUCCGGCCAAUGGCCAGUGCCCAAGUGCUGUGUGCUGGCAGCAAGGCCUUCAUGAAGGUUAAGCAAGAGACGCUGGUACGCAUGGGUGCGCGACUUCCGGAUGGCGUUCAAGUGGUAGAUGGAUUGGUGGAUGGCAAGCAGGCCCUGCCUCUGGCACUGGAUCAGCUGCGGAGCGCACAUCGCGCGGGCGCGGUGCUGCAGCUGGCCGGGCUGGCAGGACGUCGAGUCGGCGUCAGCGACGUCAUCCGCGCGAGAAGACGCACCGGCGCGGUGAAGCUGGUGUUCAACCACAACGACCGACUUGGUCAACAAGAAGUCGAGGAAUUCGAACGAACCUGUGACAAGCGCCUGGAGUAUGUCCAUGAUCGAGAUGGCCUGGAUGACACACGAAGUGGGCUCUUCAGCAAGAAUCUUCAUUUGAUUCUGGCACUGUCCCCCAUUGGGGAGGCCUUCAGGCGUCGUGUUCGCAUGUUUCCAGCCAUUGUGAACUGCUGCACCAUCGACUGGUUCAUGGAGUGGCCACAAGAAGCCUUGAGGAGCGUCGCGACGCACUUCCUGCAGAAGGUCGACCUGUCUGAAGAUGUGUUCUCUGGAGUGGUGGAGAUCUGCGUGCAAAUGCAAGAGUCCGUCUUCGGGUUGACCGAUCGCUUCCGCAGAGAGGUUCAACGCCACUACUAUGUCACUCCCACCUCCUAUUUGGAGCUCAUCAACUCCUUCAAGGACGUCUUGGCUUCGAAGCGGGACGAGGUGUCUUCGGCCAAGCGGCGCUACGACGACGGGCUGGAGAAGGUGAUCUCCACGGAGGAACAGGUCAAAACCAUGUCCAUUCAACUUGAAGAGUUGCGGCCUGUCUUGAAGCAGACUUCUGCGGAGACGGCUGAGUUGAUGACGGUCAUAGAGCACAAACAGGAGGAGGCCUCAGCGACGCAAGCCAUGGUGGCCAAGGAGGAGGAAGCCGCCUCGCAGCAGGCAGAGGCAGCUCGCACCAUGAAAGAGGAGUGCCAGGCGGAUUUGGACAAGGCAUUGCCAGCUCUAAAUGCCGCCCUGGAUGCAUUGAAGAGCUUGAAGAAGAGUGACAUUGUGGAGGUGAAGAAUAUGAAGUCCCCUCCUGAAGGAGUCAUUACAGUCUCCAAGGCCCUCUGUUGGAUGUUUGAUGUGAAACCAAAGAAAGUCACCGCAGAGGAUGGCAGGACCAAGAUCGAUGACUAUUGGGAGCCAUCCAAGAAGAGCUUGUGGGGUGACUCAAAGAUGCUGGAUCGCUUACUGGGCUAUGACAAAGACCACAUCCCGGUGGAAGUGAUCGAGAAGCUAAAGCCAUUGGAGGAAGAUCCUGAGUUUGAUCCGGAGGUGAUUCGAAAGGCAUCCACUGCAGCGAUGGGAAUCUGCAAGUGGGUGAGGGCCAUGAUCGUCUACGACGGUGUGGCAAAAGUCGUUGGCCCGAAGAAGGAGGCUCUAGCGGGGGCUGAGCAGGAGCUGGCCAAGGUCAUGAGCAUUCUUGCAGAGAAGAAAGCCGAGCUGAAGGCUGUUCAGGACAAUGUCGCACAGCUCCUGGCUGACUUUGAGUCUGCAAGGAAAAAGAAGGAUGACUUGGCAGUGCAGGUGGAUGACUGCAGCAAGCGACUGGUGCGGGCGGAGAAGCUCAUCAGUGGCCUGGGAGGGGGUGCUGUUUGGGGGUGCUGCAGCGCAAUGCAACAUGAAGGAAGCAAUGACUUAGCUUCCGCUGUGCGGAAUGCUGCCAGUGAAAUGUCCGCCUACAGCUCCUCACGCCCAUCUCGUUCCUCGAGUGAAGCCUGCCUCUCAAAACGACACAAACGCCGCUCCCGACGGCAAGUGCAAGAAGAGGGCUUUACACUCGAGCAGCAACAAAAGGCAGUGCAAGACGCCGCCUUUGAACGCUACAUCGAGUCACUCCGGAAAGAUGCCCGAAAAGCUGUGACCGAGGCUAGGGUCUGGCAGGAGACAGUGAAAGGUGGCAUGGAUGAAGAACAGACUGAGAGGCAACACAAGCGGAAUUUGUGUCAGAAGAAUCAAGCCCAGCUUCUUUCACAGAUCGAAAACAACAAGGCCAGACGAGCAGAAUCUCGAAGAGAAUUCAUCGAGGCUGCAUCGUCACACUCGUUCCCUUUGUUCACCGAAACCUUCAUCUCACUUCCAGAAGUGGAAGAGUAUGAGAGGAAGCGCAAGGAGCAUUGGAGGAAGGAGCUUGACAAUCAGAUGGCCACCAAUCAGAUUCUUCACAACUUGGAGCUCAAGAAGCACCAUGACAUGGCCAUUGCCUCCUACAAAGAGAACGUGGAAAGAACCACCAAGGCACGUAGAGAUGAGAGAGACCGCUUAGCUUACCAGGGUAGAGAGCUCGUGGCUUCAUGGGAGAGAGAUAUCCGACUCAAAGACCUGAAGCGUGCCAUGGAAGUUGGCAAAGAUGUGGUGAAGGAGAUUGAUAGCCCAAGUCUGAACGUGCGCAAGGUGCUCAUUGGUUCCGGGAUCAUCGCCUACCUGGGCACCUUCACCGGUCGCUAUCGCGUGGACACCGUACGGAGCUGGGUUCAGCUGAUGAAGGACAAUCAAUUGCCUUCAGCACAGGAGUUCUCCUUGCGCUCGGUCCUGGGAGACGAGGUGCAAAUUCGCCAGUGGGUCAUCGACAAGCUUCCCAAUGAUCAGGUUUCGGUGGAAAAUGCCAUCAUCAUCCAGAGGUCGAGGAGAUGGCCCUUGAUGAUCGACCCACAGCUACAGGCCAAUCAGUGGAUACGGAAGGCUUGCUCAGGCAGAGGGGAGCAACUGCGCAUCCUACGGUUGACACAAAACUAUGCUCGUGAACUUGAAGGUGCGAUUGCCUAUGGAAAGCCAUGUUUGCUCGAGAAUGUCUUGGAGCAAUUAGACCCUCUCCUGGAGCCACUUCUGCAGAAGGCCAUCUUCAAAGCUGGCAGUGUGAUGAUGAUUCGCCUGGGCGACUCUCAAUGUGAGUACAACAAGGAUUUCCGUUUCUACAUCACGACGAAGUUGCCAAAUCCGCACUAUUCACCAGAGGUUUGCGUGCAGGUGACCUUGCUGAACUUCAUGGCCACACCAGAUGGACUUCAAGACCAAAUGCUGGGCAUUCUCGUGGCCAAAGAGGAGCCAGAAGUGGAGCGGAAGCGGCAGAAUCUGAUUGUGGAGAGUGCCCAGAGCAAAGCUCAGUUAAAGGAGAUAGAGGACCGUAUCUUGCAGCUUCUCUCGGAGUCGAAGGGCAACAUCCUCGAUGACGAGGAACUCAUCAAUACCCUUGCCACUUCCAAGACGGCAUCCCUUCGAAUUGAAGAACGCGUGGCGGAACAGGAAAAGACACAAGCCCAAGUGCAAGAGACGCGUGCCACUUAUGUGCCUGUGGCUGUUCGGGCCAGUGCGCUCUUCUUCGUUGUGGCUGACCUUUGCAAUGUGGAGCCGAUGUAUCAGUACAGCCUGGAAUGGUUCUACACCAUCUACGAAGCGGCCAUCGCAGCGGCGGAGAAGUUUGAACGCAACAUCCAGAAGCGUCUCUCUGCACUGCAGAGCAAGUUUCUGGAGCUGCUCUUCGAGCAGACCUGCCACUCGCUCUUUGAGAAGGACAAAUUGAUGUUCUCGCUCCUACUGGCCUUCAAGUCCAUGGAGGUGGAUGAUGACAUCAAUUUGGAGGAGAAGCGUCUCCUGUUGAUGGCUUUGGGGGGUGGCACGGCGCACACGCCGAAGCCUCCAGCAGAGUGGCUCACGGAGAAGAUGUGGAGUAGGAUAUGCGUCCUCGACAAAUUGGGCAAGGGCCCAUGGCACAAGUUUGCCAAUAACUUCAAGGACAACGUGGAUCGGUGGAAGCAGGUCUUUGAUUCGGACAAUCCCCUGGCAGAGCAUUGGCCGGGCAAGGAGCAGAUGUCAAGCUUGCAAAGAGCCUUGGUGCUCUUAGCUGUGCGCACGGACUGCACCAUCGCGGGACUUCAAGAGGUCAUUGCGGCCAAUCUGGGCAAGAGCUUCCUGGAGCCUCCAGGGUUCAAUUUGGAAAAGGCCUUUCAGACGGCGGCGUCGCCGACGAAGCCGCUGAUCUUUGUGCUGUCCUCCGGCGCGGACCCCAUGGUUGAAGUGAUACGCCUGGCACAGAAGUUGUCCAUGAACGAGCACUACAUCACGGUCUCCUUGGGUCAAGGCCAAGGUCCAAAGGCUUCACAAGCGAUCAAUGACGGAGCUGAGCAAGGGUUGUGGGUGAUCCUCCAAAAUUGUCAUUUGGCAUCGUCCUGGAUGCCCACGUUGGAAGUCAUGGUGGAAGGACUUAGUCUCUCUCCGGACAAGGUUGCUGACCAUUUCCGCCUGUGGCUGACUGCGAUGCCUUCGCCCGACUUUCCCAUCUCUGUCCUGCAGAAUGGCAUGAAAAUGACCAUUGAGCCACCCAAAGGUUUGAAAUCCAACCUGCUCAGGGCCUUCAAUUCCAUUGACCCCGACUGGUUUGCGGAAGGCUGUACAAAGUCCACAGAGUGCAAGCAAACCUUCAGGAAGAUGCUGUUUGGCUUGUGCUUCUUCCAUGCCUUGAUCCAGGAGCGUUGUACCUACGGUCCAUUGGGCUGGAACAUUCCGUACCAGUUCUCCGAGCCCGAUCGACAAAUCUGCAUGAUGCAACUGAGGAUGUUCCUGGAAGAGAAUGAGACAGUUCCAUACUCCGCGCUGCGGUACACAGCUGCAGAGGCCAACUACGGUGGACGCGUCACUGAUGUGCACGACCGUAGGUGCAUCAACUUCCUUCUCUCCGACUUCUACUGCCCGGAGAUUUUGAAGGACGACUACAAGUUCUCGCCCUCCGGCGUCUACUACGCGCCUUCCUAUGGAACCACCCUGGAGCCUUACCUCGAGUACAUUCGCAACCUGCCGAUCAAUCAAAUGCCAGAGGCCUUCGGUCUCCAUGCGAAUGCCAAUCUCGUGGCCGCCAUCAGCGAGACCCUGCGGCUCCUGGGCACCGCCGCCUCGCUGCAACCGAAGACCGGAGGAGGUGGUGGGGGAGCCUCUCAAGAUGAGAUCAUCACAGAGGCGGCGUCCAAAUACUUGGAGGAUGUGAAGCCCCCCUUCGACACCGAGGCAGCCAACGUGAACUACCCAGUCGAUUACAAUGAGUCCAUGAAUACGGUGUUGAAUCAAGAGCUACUGCGCUUCAAUCGACUCAUCAUCAAAGUGCGAAGCACCCUGACGGACGUGAGAAAGGCGGUGAAGGGACUGGUGGUGAUGAGUCCCGAACUUGAAGAGGUGGCCGAUGGCAUUCUGACGGACAAGACGCCCUCGGUUUGGAAAGAGGUAUCGUAUCCAUCGCUGAAACCACUUGUAUCUUAUGUGGCUGAUCUCUGCGCUCGAAUCAACUUCUUUCAGACCUGGCUCAAUGAAGGCACCCCUGAAGCCUACUGGCUGUCAGGCUUUUACUUCACGCAGUCCUUCCUCACGGGACAGUUGCAGAAUUACGCCCGCAAGCAGAAGUUGCCCAUCGAUACGCUGAUUUGGAAUUUCACCGUUCUCAAGGCGUUGGUGGAGCAUAGCAAGCCUGCGACGGGCUGCCUGGCAUAUGGAAUCUUCAUGGAUGGAGCUCGUUGGGACGACACCGAGGGCGUGAUUGCAGAGAGCCUGCCAAAGGUCCUCUUCAGUGCCGUGCCGACCGUCCAUUUGACGCCAUGCGAGGCCACCAAGGACCCCACCGACAGAAAAGCCGUGUACCCGUCACCUCUCUACAAGACGUCCGGGCGCAAAGGCACACUCACCACCACUGGGCACAGUACGAACUUCGUGAUGACUCUGAUGCUCCCGAUCACAAAGAUGCAUACGGAGAAGUACUGGACGAAGCGUGGUGUGGCCUGUUUGUUGCAGCUGGACGACUGA